This is a messenger RNA of Coturnix japonica (Japanese quail), 4117 nucleotides long. RefSeq names its product dopa decarboxylase (gene DDC). Gene Ontology annotation, cellular component: cytoplasm. Gene Ontology annotation, biological process: carboxylic acid metabolic process; serotonin biosynthetic process; catecholamine metabolic process. Gene Ontology annotation, molecular function: pyridoxal phosphate binding; aromatic-L-amino-acid decarboxylase activity. The record is from RefSeq and is a predicted model, not a curated record. NCBI's taxonomy places the organism in Eukaryota, Metazoa, Chordata, Aves, Galliformes, Phasianidae.
UAAGCUCAGUAACAGUGAAGACCGGGUACUUACUGGAAAGCAAUUUCUUGAGAUUAAAUUCUUUAGCCGCAUAUUGUGAGGUGUUCUUAAAAGGAUGAGAGUAUAAGGAAACUACAGAAAAAUAUCCAUUUCCAAAGCAUCUGGAAAAGGUGCAAAGUCUUUGAACAGCUGUCACAGAGGAGCAAAGAGAGGCAGUGAGAGACAGAGGGGAAGGAAAGACCUCACCAGCUCCCUGUUUUGUUGUUUUUUUUUUUUUUUUUUUCUGCUAAGUCCUAAACUCUGCUACCCAUGGAUGCUACAGAGUUCCGCAAGAGGGGGAAGGAGAUGGUGGAUUACGUUGCAGAUUACCUGGAGAAGAUAGAAAAAAGACAGGUCUUCCCAGAUGUGGAACCAGGAUAUCUGAGGAGCCUCAUUCCAGACUGUGCACCACAGGACCCUGAGAGCUUUGAGGAUGUCUUUAAAGAUAUUGAGAAAAUCAUCAUGCCAGGGGUGACUCACUGGCACAGUCCCUACUUUUUUGCCUACUUCCCUUCGGCCAGUUCCUUCCCAGCUCUUCUUGCAGACAUGUUAUGUGGAGGAAUAGGUUGUGUGGGCUUCUCUUGGGCUGCAAGUCCAGCUUGCACAGAACUGGAGACUGUCAUGCUGGAUUGGCUAGGGAAGAUGCUUAACCUCCCUGAAGAGUUUUUAGCUGGGAAGGAUGGGCAAGGUGGAGGAGUCAUUCAGGGAAGUGCAAGUGAGGCCACCCUCGUUGCACUGCUUGCUGCAAGAACAAAAACCAUCAGACGGGUGCAGUCAGAAAAUCCUGAGCUAACAGAGGCAGACAUCAUGGGCAGGCUGGUGGCCUAUGCUUCUGAUCAGGCUCAUUCAUCUGUGGAAAGGGCUGCACUGAUCAGUGGUGUGAAGAUGAAAAGUAUUCCUGCAGACGAUACAUUUACUGUUUGUGGUUCAGCCCUAAAGAAAGUUUUGGAUGAAGACAAAGCUGCUGGUCUUAUCCCAUUAUUUUUCUGUGCAACACUUGGAACCACACCUUGCUGCUCCUUUGACAAACUGCUAGAACUGGGUCCUAUUUGUAAUAAGGAAAAUAUCUGGAUGCAUAUUGAUGCAGCCUAUGCUGGGAGUGCAUUCAUCUGUCCUGAAUUCAGGCAUUUUUUAAAUGGAGUGGAGUUUGCAGAUUCAUUUAACUUUAAUCCCCACAAAUGGCUCCUAGUGAAUUUUGACUGCUCUGCUAUGUGGGUGAAAAAAAGAUCAGAUUUAAUCUGUGCUUUUAAAUUAGAACCUCUUUACCUGCAGCAUGACCACCAGGAGUCUGGCCUCAUAACAGAUUACCGGCACUGGCAGAUCCCCCUGGGGAGGAGGUUCCGCUCCCUGAAGCUCUGGUUUGUGCUGAGGAUGUAUGGGGUCAAGGGACUGCAGGAACACAUCCGCAAGCACGUCAGGCUGUCGCACCAGUUUGAACAUUUAGUCCUUCAGGAUGAAAGAUUUGAGAUCUGUGCUGAGGUUGUCUUGGGACUAGUCUGCUUUCGACUGAAGGGCUCAAAUGAACUAAAUAAGGCACUUCUUAAAAGCAUAAAUGAAGCCAAGAAGAUUCAUCUGGUCCCAUGCCACCUGCGAGAAAAGUUUGUGCUACGCUUUGCUAUUUGUUCCCGCACGGUGGAAUCCACCCACGUCAAGUUUGCCUGGCAGCACAUCUCACAGCUGGCGACUGAGCUCCUGAAAACAUGGGAACAAAACCACCACCAGCAGUAACAGUGGUGAGGUAGCAGCAGGGAGGAGGUAAUUAGCUGGUUUUCUCUGUGUUGCCAAGUUUAAUUUUAGGGGCAGGUGGGAAAGUUGAGUUAUGAGGGGAAAAAAAAAGCUGUUGCUACAUAGCCCAGCUGCAGUAGCAAAAUCCUUGCCAGCAAGUUGUGUUCUAACCUUAGUGAUUCACUCUCUGCACUGCAUUUUCAUCUUGCCUGUUUCCAGAAGGGACAUAUUCAUGGCAUCUCGAGCUGUCAUUUCUUUGCUGUUAGUUAUCAAGGGCAUUCAUUGAUCCCAGCAAUGGAAACAGAGGGUUAUUAUUCCCUCUGCUGCUGACAGCACAAAUACUACUCAAGAGAUGAAAAGGUGAGGUGUUGUCACCAAAUAAUUUAAUAUCGUUAAGGAAAUCAGAAAAAAAAAGGUUGUAGGAAGUUUAGUCACCUGGUUAUAACACUGUUUGGGUCCUAUUUAAGCAGGCAAGCACAAAUGUAAUGAGCUGGGUCACUAACAUGCCAUGACACACUUGCUGCUGUAUUUUUGCAAAUGAAGUUAGAACUUCAAGACUCUUUUCAUUAUACAGCCAAAGUGGGAGAGUGAAUGCUCACUGCCCUUAUGGCAGGUUCUCUCUCCUUACAAGUUUCCUUCUAAGACAGUGAUUUUGUCAAAUCUCAGCAAACAGUUUAUGCUGCUUAUUGGUUUUCACUUUGAUCAUCCAUACUGAUUCUCCAUCUUCAGAGUUCUGCCAAAAUCCACGUGCUACCUGAUGUUCUACAUUUUCAACUCAGUUAUUAUAAGCAGUAACUACUUCAACAUAAUCUGUAGGCCAUGUUGUGUGAAAUAGAGCUGUGACAUCAUUUGAUGGCUACCACUCCACUUGUUCCAUUGUUUAAUAAAGAAAUAUUUGUCAACAUGAAAUGUGUACCAGGCAGAGCUGGCAUGGCAUGCUGACUGCUCCUGGCCAUGUUUUGUCUCUGUGGCAUCCCAAGGAGGUAGGGGGUGGGAGCAGAGGGUGGCGUUGGUCUCUGCUCACCAGCAGCAGGAUGCACAGAACAGCACAAAUCUGCACCUAGGGAGAGUCAGAUUGGAUGUGAAAAAUUCCAUUACCGGGGGGGUGGUAAAAUACUGGAACAAGCUUCCUAGAGGGGUGGCUGAUGCCUUUUGUCUAUCAGCAUUCAGUGCCAUUUGCACAGUACCCCCAGCAGGGUGCUUUAAUUUUGGUGAGCCCUGAAGUGAUCAGGCUGUUGGCUUAUUACAUGAUCUCCCUUCCACCUGACCUAUUCUAAUACCCACAGAACUGCAUUUCCUCAAGGCCAGCACAAUACAGAAAUCUGAAUUUCACAGUUCUUGGUUUUUUUUAUCUGAAAUCUGGAAAUGAUUCGAAGCUGCAGUCAAUGAAGGCCUUUUUAGCAGCCAGUCUCCCAUUCCCUUGUUCCCCCAUGUGAUAAUUGCUUUGCAGAACAUUAGUGUUAAGUCAUCUGAAAAGAAAUAAAUAAUAAUAAUCUGGGCUAUGUAAUCAACUCGAGAACAAAAUGGUUCAAAAGAAUGUUUUUGAAAGAAGGACCUUUCUGCUGUUUCAGUUCUGUAGCUUUGCAACAUAUUUGUAAGUGAAAUUACUUUUGGUGGGGGAAACACAGUAUUAAUGAAUAGUUAAUAUGCGAACCUUUAUCUUUGCUCCUUGUGUUCAAAAGCUAAUGCAGUCUGUGCUGAUUGAUGCUGUUAGAAAUAGUUACAAAACCUCAGAAAAGCACUUCUUUAGGAGAAUACCCUAAUGGGUAGUGGCCAUAAGUUGCCCAGGAAGGUGGUGGAGUCACAGUCCCUGGAGGUGUUCAGUAAAUGAGUGGAUGUGGCACUGAGGGACAUGGUCAGUGGGCACAGUGGGGUGGGCUGGUGGUUGGACUGGAUGACCUUAGGGUCUUUUCCAACCUCGAUGACUCCAUGACUCUCUGUGAAUCUCUACCCCAGGCUGCACUGAUGUUGUUAUGUCCAGUUUCACCUUGCUUUCGUGUGUCAGACCAGGUUGGAUGGGGCACUGGGCAACCUGAUCUAGUAAAUGUGUAUGUUUGGUGGCCCUGCCAGGCAGGGGGGUUGGAACUACGUGAUCCUUGAGGUUCCUUCCAACCCGGGUCAUUCUGUGAUUCUGUGAUUCAUUCUGUUAUACUGUGCCCGUGGAUGGUUGUCACUGCUGUCACUGUGUCCAUCACAUAACCACGGGGUGCUGGGCUGUAAGUGACACCCAUGUAGACCGUGUAACCAAAGUGGAAACGUCACCUGAUGUUUGGUGCUUUUGUGAGCCGUGCGGUUCUGUUCACAUCCGUCCAAACUCUGUCAAAUCAACACGUCUGUUUUGUGAGCAGCACUAAUAAACAAAAAGCAAACCACA